Leptomonas pyrrhocoris is the source of this 2454-nucleotide messenger RNA. Its product is annotated as dihydroxyacetone kinase 1-like protein. Gene Ontology annotation, biological process: glycerol catabolic process. NCBI's taxonomy places the organism in Eukaryota, Euglenozoa, Kinetoplastea, Trypanosomatida, Trypanosomatidae. The record is from RefSeq and is a predicted model, not a curated record. Gene Ontology annotation, cellular component: cytosol. The transcript has a single exon. Gene Ontology annotation, molecular function: glycerone kinase activity. The coding region runs from base 676 to 2454 and encodes 592 amino acids.
AGAAGAAGAAGAUCCGUCUCCAGUUCUUUAGCGUACACAGCCCUAUCUUGUACUUCGUUUCCGUUCUUUUUUCUUUUUAUCUCUCUCUCUUUCAAAGGAAAAAUAUAAUAUAUAUAUAUCGUUGUUAUUGUUUUUUAAUCCACUUACGCACGUUGACGUGCCGACUCGAUUCUCUCUCUCUCUCUCUAUCUAUCUAUCUAUCUAUCUCUUACAUCAAAAUACAGAUAAAGAAACAUAUAUAUAGUCGUUUCCUCUUCACCUCUCCUUCAACAAAACGCUUUUGGGAAUUACCCGCCUUUAUUUUCUUUUAAAUCACCGACAAGCGAAACAACAACAACACCGACAAAAGGUAGUUAUCGUCAAAACAACAACAACGACCAAAAAAAGAAGGAAAGAAAACAUUCAGUGAGUUUAAUAAACAUUUUUGUUUUUCUCCUCUCUUUCUUCUCUUUCUUCUCCUUUUCUCGUAAAGCAUCGCGACACAUUGGAUUACGUAGCGCCAUUGAUCGCACACCGCCAGACUCACCGUACUCCUCUUUUUUCUCUCUUUCUCUCUUCUCUUUCUGCGACUACGUCUUCUCAGCUGACUCGACAGCAAAAUUUCGACUUCUCAAUUCACUCCGCAGCAGCACAACAACAAACAACAAAAAUAACAGUAAAAAACGAAACUCAAAAAUGUCUGUAGUGCCGAAGUUUAUCGAGGACCCGACCACCGUCGUCGACAUCGCCGUGGACGGCCUCUGCGAACUCAACAACCGCGUGAAAAAGAUUGAGAACACGAACGUGGUGGUGGCCACCGAGGUGGACCCGACGAAGGUGCUGCUCCUCUGCGGCGGCGGCAGCGGACACGAGCCGGCUCACGCAGGUUUUGUGGCAAAGGGCUGGCUAAGCGCUGCGAUCUGCGGCAGCGUCUUCGCCUCCCCGCCCACCGCCCACGUCAGCGCGGGCAUCGAGUACCUGGCGAAGCAGCAGGGGCCCAACGGACCGGGUAUCCUCGUCAUCAUUAAGAACUACGCAGGAGAUAUCCUCAACUUCCAGUACGCAGUGCGACAGGCCCGGGCGCAGGGUAUUCAGGUGGAGACGGUGCUGUCGGCCGAUGACGCCGUUUUUGGCACGGCAGAGGUGAAGAAGCGGCGUGGCGUGGCGGGGUGCUGCCUCCUCUACAAGGCUCUCGGUGCGGCGGCGCAGCGCGGGCAGUCGCUGGCGCAGCUGAAGUCCUUGGCCGACCGCAUCUCCAACAACAUGCGCUCCAUCGGGGCCUCGCUGUCUUCCUGUGCGCUGCCGGGCAGCCCGCCGUCGUCGGUGCUGCCGCAUGGCGUGGUCGAGGUCGGCCUCGGCAUCCACGGAGAGAAGGGUCUGCUGCAGGUGCCCUUCACCGGAGCGGCGGCCCUAACAAAGAUGCUCGUCGCGGUGCUGCUGGGACGCGUCGACGACGCCGUGCCCGGGCACCGUCGCGCGACCACACCGAUCCCGGCCGGCGUGAAGGCGCUCCUCCUCGUAAACAACCUCGGGGGCACGGCGGACCUGGAGAUGAACACGGUAACCCACUACGCCCUGCACGAGCUUGUCGGCGCUGGCGUGACCGUUGUCGGGGUGCACAGCGGGCGGCACAUGACGUCGCUGGAUAUGCACGGCUUCUCCAUCACGCUGCUCGUCAUCGCCGAUGAGGCGGAUUUGGAGUUCGUGCUGAACACCAACGCCGUGCAGAAGCCGUUUAUGAACUUCCACGCACCGCAGCUGAGCCACAAGACGGUGCCAGGACCGCUGACGGCGCUGCAGCUGGCGAAGCAAGAGGCGGAGGCAGCGGGGCGGGCACCGAUUGAUCCGGCCUCCAGUCCUCUCUGCGCCGCCGUGAAGCGGGUCUUCGACAAGCUCGUGACCAUGGAGGCGUACUUUAACGGCCUGGACGCGGAGGUGGGCGACGGUGACCUCGGCAGCGGCGUCCACCGCAGCUCGAUGGCGGUGCUGGAGAUGCUGCCAUACCUGCCGUGGGAGGCGAACGUGCUGCGCAGCUUCACGCUCAUCUCGAAGGCCGUGGCGGACGCCUGCGCCGGCACCUCCGGCCCGUUGUACGGUGCUCUGCUGAUCGGUGGUGGCACCGGCGCGGCGAAGGUGCUCGCGGAGGAGAAGGCAGGGGCCAGCUUCGUCGUGGAUGCGGUGCGGGCGGCAAUCGCGCAGGGAAGCCAAGCUGUGCAGGAACUCGGCGGGGCGCGCAAGGGAGACCGGACGAUGGUGGACGCGUUGGAGGGGAUGCGCGAGGCGCCUGCCGUGGCGGCGGCGCAGACGGUGCCGGAGCUGAUCGCUGCCUGCCACCUCGCGGCGCGUGCGGCAGCGGAUGCGACGGCGCAGAUGCCAGCGAAGUUCGGUCGCAGCCUCUACCUUCAGGGCAAGGAGAUUGGCAAGAAGGACCCUGGGGCGGAGCUGGUGGUGUCGUGGCUCGAGGCACUCCAGUGA